Molecule: messenger RNA, 4131 nt
Organism: Pteropus alecto (black flying fox)
Lineage: Eukaryota; Metazoa; Chordata; Mammalia; Chiroptera; Pteropodidae
Gene: GZF1
Product: GDNF inducible zinc finger protein 1
Exons: 6
Coding region: 152-2281 (709 amino acids)
Biological process (GO): negative regulation of transcription by RNA polymerase II; regulation of cytokine production; regulation of immune system process
Molecular function (GO): protein binding
Source: RefSeq, a predicted model, not a curated record
CCGGGCGGUGAGCUCGCAUUGGGGGUUCAGGGGCGGGGGCUGUUGCCGUCGGGCGCGAUGCAUACUUAGGCUCAGACUCGGCAGAAGCGCCGCAGCCUCCCCACUGUGGAGAGACCGCGGAGAGAGGCUGAAGCUUUUGGAAAGAAGAAACAUGGAAAGUGGUGCAGUUCUGCUGGAAUCUAAAUCCUCACCAGUUAACCUUUUGCAUGAAAUGCAUCAGCUACGCCUUCUGGGUCACUUGUGUGAUGUGACUGUCAGUGUGGAAUACCAGGGUGUUCGUGAAGAAUUUAUGGCCCAUAAGGCAGUGCUGGCAGCCACCAGCAAGUUUUUUAAGGAAAUGUUCCUUAAUGAGAAGACUAUGGAUGGUACUAGGACUAAUGUCUACUUAAAUGAAGUGCAAGUUGUUGACUUUGCUUCAUUUCUUGAGUUUGUCUAUACUGCAAAGGUACAGGUGGAAGAAGAUCGGGUACAGCGAAUGCUGGAAAUGGCUGAAAAGCUAAAAUGUUUGGACUUAUCGGAAACUUGUUUUCAAUUAAAGAAACAGAUGUUAGAGUCAGUACUUUUGGAGUUGCAAAAUUUCUCUGAGUCUCAGGAGGCAGAAGGGAGCAAUGAUUCUCCAGUAGGUGUUGCUUAUGAUGCUAGGGCAAGUACAGCUGUGGAUAGUCCUCUCACCAACGGCCUUAGGGGCUCCUCAGAGCCCCCAGUACGGAGAAUCAGCAAUGGCACAUUGCCAAGUAUGCCCCCAAGGAAGUCCAAGGAGAAAUCAGAUAAAAAGAAAGAUGUAGUUAAGGCUCCCUACCCUAAAAUCAGAAGAGCUAGUGGAAGGCUGGCUGGCAGAAAGGUAUUUGUGGAAAUUCCUAAAAAGAAAUACACAAGAAGACUCCGAGAGCAGCAGAAAAGUGCUGAGGAUGAUGCGGGAGACUACAGGUGUCUCCAGGAUCCCAGCCGGGACACUGUGGGAACAGAGAUGGAGCCAGUGACAAAAAAUGAGGAUUGCAGUGCUGAGGUGGAGGUGGAGGAGGUGCUGCAGAAGUCAGGGCUGGGAGAGGACGAGGAUGAAGAGGACGAGGAAGGGGAGAAGAGAAAGAGCAACUUUAAGUGCACUACCUGUGAAAAGGCCUUUCUGUACGAGAAGAGCUUCCUAAAGCACAUCAGGCACCACCACGGAGUGGCCACUGAGGUGGUUCACCGCUGUGACACCUGUGGACAGACCUUCGCCAACCGUUGCAACUUGAAGAGCCACCAGCGCCACGUGCACAGCAGCGAGCGCCACUUCCCAUGUGAGCUUUGUGGGAAGAAAUUCAAGAGGAAGAAGGAUGUCAAGCGGCAUGUGGUACAGGUCCAUGAAGGGGGUGGUGAGCGGCACCAGUGCCAGCAGUGCGGCAAGGGCCUGAGCUCCAAGACAGCCCUGCGGCUCCACGAGCGGACACACACAGGCCAUAAGCCCUACGGCUGCACCGAGUGUGAAGCCAAGUUCUCACAGCCUUCGGCACUGAAGACCCACAUGAGAAUUCAUACAGGGGAAAAACCUUUUGUCUGUGAUGAAUGUGGUGCAAGAUUCACUCAGAACCACAUGCUGAUUUAUCAUAAAAGGUGUCACACAGGUGAAAGACCUUUUAUGUGUGAAACAUGUGGCAAGAGUUUUGCUUCUAAGGAGUAUUUAAAACAUCACAAUAGAAUCCAUACUGGAUCCAAACCCUUUAAAUGUGAAGUUUGUUUUAGGACUUUUGCCCAGCGGAAUUCACUUUACCAGCAUAUUAAAGUCCAUACAGGAGAACGCCCCUAUUGUUGUGACCAGUGUGGCAAGCAGUUCACCCAGCUGAACGCUCUCCAGCGCCACCAUCGGAUCCACACGGGAGAGAAGCCGUUCAUGUGUAAUGCGUGUGGACGGACAUUUACUGACAAGUCCACUCUCCGGCGGCAUACCUCAAUACAUGAUAAGAAUACUCCAUGGAAGUCUUUCCUUGUUAUUGUAGAUGGCUCACCCAAGAAUGAUGAAGGACACAAGACUGAACAGCCUGAUGAAGAAUAUGCACCAUCUAAACUUUCAGAAAAAUUGCUGUCUUUUGCAGAAAAUGGCCAUUUUCACAACCUGGCCACAGUCCAAGGCAGCGUACCUACUGUUCAUGAGAACAGUUCUGCAGACACAGCCUGCAAGUCAGAUAAUUCUAUAGUGUCCCAGGAUGCUUUGCUGGCUACCACCAUCAGUGAGCUUAGCGAGCUGACUCCACAGACAGACUCGAUGCCCACACAACUUCAUUCUUUGGCCAGCAUGGAAUAAGAGCUUCAAGUCAUUUGCCAAGCAGGUCCCAUCCUGUGUCUUUUGUUAGCUGUAUGCAAGAUAAUGCAAGCAAAGAGGUGGGCAAGAAUGGCUUCUGCAGAUUUUUCUAAAUUUCUGAUAACUUGCACGUUUUUAUCAAAAGCAUUUUUAAAGCUUUCCCUUAAAACUCCUGAUCUGCAUGACCUUAGCUACACUUUAUCAACAAAACAAGGCAAUUAACAUAACCUCACUUAAUUCUGGUAUAGGCUGCCUUAUGCAUUAAUCAUUCUAAUGCUUGAUUAUCUUGAUGUUUAUGAAGUUUGGACAACUGUUUACUUUGAUAGUAGAGUAUACAGCAUUGAUCCAGCUUGUGAAAUUGCUGUCAAUGGUCUCCCAGGUCUUUUAGCUUGCCUUAUACUUCCAUGUGGGUUUAUUUCUCUGGUACCUUUAAGGUAUUUUUCUGCUGAGCUGAAAUAAAACUGGGGCCGUGUAUUUUCAGCUGUUUCUUCCCUGUCAAUUGAAGCAAAUCAGAUUUGCUCCAGGGACCCUUGAAUGGGACUGAAGAAAUGAAUUACUGCAUCACCCUCCACUGCCCCACCCCCCAACUAAAAAAACAUUGACAAACACUUGCAUAAUAGCUUAGUAUAACAUCUACUCACAAGCACAUAUGCAGCUAUGAAAUUUGUCAUAAAAUAGCUUUCUAAAUGAAAUGUGGCUGUUUAGUUUUCAUUCCUAAAAAUCUGAUAAGGUAAAAGCUGUCCUACCAAAGAUUUUAGCAGCAAACAGUACAGUAUUUUUUUGCAAAAGUGUGAAAAAUUAAGCAAGAGGCUUAAGAACACUUCAAACAUUGUGUAGUCAUUCACAAGUAGCAAUGAGGUGAUCGUGACAUAUCUUAGAGCACAGUAUUAGUAUUUUUGCCUGGUUUUUCUAACUUAAUUUCUGUAACUUAGAAACCCAAACUUUCUCAUUUUUACAUCAAGAGCUAGAAACAGGUAAUUGCUGCAUAUUUGUUUUCUUGGGAGCAUUUGAGAAUAUGGAAGGGACCAAAAACCUUGGCACACUCAUUGUUGAUUAUGCCUUAAAAGUAGAUUGUGAAGAACCAGUAACUUUUGUCUUAAAUGCACCUUUGGCUGUCUCAUGCUGGAAAUAGUACUCAGAAUGAAUUUGCAAUGAAUGAAAAGAUAAUUCUGCUGUAUUUGCUAAGCCUGAUUCUUGGUUUCAGUGGCUUUUGUAUGUUGUGUGCUUAUGGAAUGCUUUGACUCACAUGUAACCCUUAACAUAUUAAUUUAAAAAGAACCUUGAAGAAUUAUUUUGUUCACCAGUUUUUCCUACAUCUUAAUUUAUUGAACUUACUGUGAACACUUUCAUUUUCUAAGAAAAAGGUACUUUAUCCGUAAGUUCCAAGAUGAAGACAUAGCUACAUUAUAUCAGAAACUAAAGAGGGAAAGACUUUCUUUGUAAGUGCUUAUUUUAGUUUUUAACAUGUUACAUACUAAAGCCACUAUAAGAUGUUUUAGGUGCUGUUAACAUGUUUCACACCUGCUCUUGAAGACAGCAAUAUUGAACUACUUCAAAUUCAGUUAAAACAUAUCCUAGUUGUGUUUACAGGACAAAAAAAAAAUAGUGACUGUCACACACCAUUUUAUUCUUGGUUAGAGAAUGAACUUGACAGCUGAUUUACUGUGUCAUGGAGUAAAGUCAUCUUAAUGAGAAGGAAUUUAAAUAGAUUAUUUUGUUACUGGAAGAAUUUUUGUCUUGAAUUUGUUUCUUUAGAAAUUCUACAAAAAAUCGUUUAAUCUGUUAAUAAAUGUUUGCUUUGUAAAAGUUUUACAAGUCUAAGUUUAUUUCUAUUAAAAUUUACAUUGAAACAA